Spodoptera exigua (beet armyworm) is the source of this 3109-nucleotide messenger RNA. NCBI's taxonomy places the organism in Eukaryota, Metazoa, Arthropoda, Insecta, Lepidoptera, Noctuidae. The record is from the annotation of a GenBank genome assembly.
AAAAAAUGUUGCUAUUUGCCAAAUCCCAUAAAAAAAUGGCAGCCUUCAUGUCGUAAGCUUUUCUUUUCUUUUCUACAAAUGAAAAGUUUUUAUUAAUCAUUUAUGGAUGAAUUAUAAUGCUAGUAGAAGCGAUCCAGAUGGUUAAUAGGAUUCCUGAAACAAUUAUUUAGUUAAUAUCGUUAGUCAUGUACUUCCAAAUGGCUGUAGCGUAAACAUCGGGUUAUAUAUGCAAAUGCUGAACGGAUCGAACGAUACAAAUAAAUUUGAAACAGCACCCAAUAAAGAUACCAUGAGUGCCGGGAGUGCAACUUUGGAUCGUGAGUUAGCAAGUACUCGCCGCUUGCUCUGGGGAGAGAAUGUCAAAGAAGAUGUGUUUCGGCGGUGGGCGCAGGGCUUCCAGUUUAGUCCGGAUGAGCCCAGUGCCUUAGUUCAACUAGAAGGUGGUCCAUGCGCAGCAAUCGCUCCGGUUCAAGGCUUUUUGCUCAAAAUACUUCUAUCAGAGACACCCGGACACAGUUUUCAGGAUUUGACAUCGGAAAAGUGCAAUUCUCUACUUGUUAGGGCUGUGUGUACAAUAUUAAGCCAGUGUCUAGCUCCUAAGUACAAUGUUGCGGUGUACCGGAAGAAUGAAUCUGAUGCUGAGACUAGCGGAGGCAAUAACCAUGGUGUGGAAGAACAAUCCAGUUCUGUGUAUGAUACCUUAGAACAAUUCCAUCGAAAAAUUGAGGUGCAUCCAUUCCAAACAUUAUCUGAAGUGGAAGCUUUCUACACAAGGAACAUUAGAAUAUUGAAGGACAAAUAUGGUGUUCUACUUCUGUUGUAUAGUGUUAUCCUCAGCAAGGGUGUAGCUGUUGUGGAAGCAGAGCUUGCAGAACUAUCUGACCCACUCAUACAUUCAACAUAUGGCUAUGGCUCACAGGGACUUAUAAACUUAAUGCUCACAGGUAGAGCUGUAGCACAUGUGUGGGACCAUGACCAAGUUGUAGGGGGACUGAGGCUACGCGGUAUUGAAAGACAAAAUGAUAUUGGUUUCCUUACUAUAAUGGAACAUAUGCAGUAUUGCACUGUCGGGUCAUUUUACAAAAAUCCUAAACAUCCCGUGUGGGUGUUAGCAUCUGAUACACAUUUAACAGUCUUGUUUUCUCUGGAGCGACGCUUAGCUGCUCCCGAAACUGUUGGAGAGUCAGCAGAACGAAUUUUUCGCUCUUUUGAUCCAGAGGGAAACAACUUUAUUCCAUCAGCUGCUCUCCAAGAUGUGCUAUGUGCUGCUGACCUUGUGAGUGAACCUGAAUAUGUAGAGCUAAUGAGACGAAAAUUAGAUUCUGAGAAUUUAGGUAUUAUACUAUUAAGUGCAUUCAUGGAUGAGUUCUUCCCUGGAUGUGAACGUGGGGCACCAGACACAUUUACUUUGCACCAUUACAAUGGAUUACUGCGCAGUAAUCCAGGCGCGAGAGUUAUUUUCCGCACGGGUCGCGCGGCACUACUGGAGUGCCCUAUGCGUGCAGCCAGCACUGACGCCAUGUUGACGUGUCUUCAGACCAAGUGGCCUAGCAUUGAUGUGGUAUGGGAUGAUGGACCUUCACCGUCACUCAACUAGCACAGGUUACUCUCUUCUGAUGACCCCUUGCUUUGAACUCGUGAUGUGACACAGUGAGGAACACGUCGAAUGUACCUUUAGAUAUGUUUAAAUAAUGUCACUGAAAAUUCCAUUACUUUAUUGUAUUGACUUAUGUAUAAAAAUUGUAUUGGAUGGAUUGCGUCGAGGCUCUGCAUGGAUGAUUCUUGCACUGGUAAAGGCAGCUAUUUUGCAUAAAUUUGUCGUCCUCAAAGCAGGAUGAGGAUAUCGUGUCGCCAACAUAGCAUUAUGCAGUGUUCGGCUCUAUCCGAAAAUGGGACUUAGUAAUAAUAUUAUCUAAACACUGUUGUGAGAAUAGCUCCAAGCUACCCGUGUUAUUGAGUGAUCUGAUAAAUAAAGCAAUAAGCUUUUUGCAUGAAAAUAAUAUAAAAUGUAAAAUAUGAUUUUACAGUGCUCUAUUUUGUGUUGAUAAUUUUGGCCAUAAUUUGGACUGGACUGAGUACUGAAAUACAAUUCUAUUUUCAUACUAAGAUUAGCUGUGACGUAAUUUGCUCUAGGUCGUGAUCUAAUUAACUCGCAUUUUGAGUGAUGCCAAGAGUGGCUAAGCAAACUCAUAUAUUUCACUGUAGUGCUACUGCUGCUCUUGUACUGCUUCCACCGCGCCAAGUGAUACACGAACACUGCGACGGCAAACUUGUGCUUGUGCUGUGAAUAAACAAAAAUAAUCAAUAUAAUAAAUACACAUUGUUUGAAUUCACCAUUUACAGAAAAUUGUUUGCUUUCAUAAUCAGACCAGCUGACACCACUAAACUCACCCAGCAUGAGUACAGAUUUGUCUGUAUAAGCUACAUUUAAUUUAAAUAAGCGCAUAUGUAGCGGCUUGAUGUGACAUGACAUUAUUUAUAUUAUUGCGAUGUACAUACCUUACUUACCUACAAUAUGUCAUACCUAGAUAUGAGCUAUGGAUGCUAGCAUAAGAUGGUUGUAUGUAUGUAAGUGUACAGCCGACACUUGAGUGUAAUAUGUACUGAUGUAACAUUGUACUAUUCAGGGAAGGAAAGAAAACCAUUGAUUAUUGACUUGAUUGAAGACAAUUUGUACCUAUACAUUUUCGUUGAGAUAUUUGUGACUUACAUCAAAACAUUUUGUAAGCAAAGAAAAUAACAAAUUAAAACUGUCAUAUUCAUUUAUUGUUUUGCUUAUCUAAUGUUUCUUUGUGAUUACCUGAUUGACUACCUUUUACUUACUUUUACACUCCAAGAGAGUACUUGUAUAAUUUUACUUAUUAAUUUCUUAUGUAGUGAUUAUUGUAAUUUAUAUUUGGUCAGAUUAAUGUAAAAUAGCUGUACACAUUAGUGUCGCAUUAUAAAGAAUAUAUUGAAAGAUAUUUUCAGUUAGUCAUAAAUAGUGUAACAUGCUUUUCUAAUUACAAUUUGUUUGUUUUAUUUUAAUUUAUUACAAAUGACGCAGUCUGAACGCCACACGAAAUUGAAUUCAGUAUUCAAACAGAACUCUGAUUAUCUGUUAUGCGUU